Messenger RNA from Sesamum indicum (sesame), 1844 nucleotides. RefSeq lists its product as uncharacterized. The record is from RefSeq and is a predicted model, not a curated record. Gene Ontology annotation, cellular component: mitochondrial small ribosomal subunit. Gene Ontology annotation, biological process: mitochondrial translation. NCBI's taxonomy places the organism in Eukaryota, Viridiplantae, Streptophyta, Magnoliopsida, Lamiales, Pedaliaceae. Gene Ontology annotation, molecular function: structural constituent of ribosome.
UUAAUGACCAUCAAAUGUCGAUUUCUGCACUACACACUGAAAAUAGUAUCGUGAAAAAGGUGAAGUUGAGUAGAAAACCCCAAAACCCUAGACAGAAUUGAUCCAUCGCCAUGAGAGGAGCUUUGCUUAGAAGUUUUCCUCUGUACAUUCGCCGUCUCCAUUUGUCUCGCAACUCACAACCCUAUUCUGUCAUUUCUAAUGCCUAUCCCAACUAUUGCUGUAGAAAUUACAUCGCAGGAAAUGCACCAGCUUCAGUCAAAUUGUUUCCUCCGGGAAUGCGAUUUUUCUCGUCCGAAAAUGGAAGCCCGGAACCGGACUCGAACUCUGAAAAUCAAGCUGUCGUGACUCAACCUGAAGAGAAGAAGGAGGUGGCGGCUGAUGUUGGAGAUGUGAACAACAAAGAAUUAAAACUUCAGAUGGAGGACUAUUUCAAUAACUUCAAUGAAGAGGCGCUCCCAUCAAUCCUUGAGUCUAUUCUGAAGAGGAGGCUUUCAGGGAAGCAUGAGGACACUGAUGAUGAAGUAAUAGAUGAGCUACAAAUGCAGCCAUUGGAUAAUGUAAAAGACGAAGAUUUUGAAUCAGAUUUCGAGGAAGCUUGUGAAACUGAUGAAGAAAUUGAUGAUUUGUACAACGCUAGGGAAAUUGUAGUGAAGAAAAUGACAUCCAAUGAUCCAUAUGUUAACAUGGAUGACAGGAAAUGGGAUGACAUGAUAAAAGAAGCUACUGAGCAUGGUUAUCUUAAUGAUACAAGGGAGUGUGAGGCAAUACUAGAGGACAUGCUUAACUGGGAUAAGCUUCUACCAGAUGAGAUCAAGAGGAAGGUCGCAAAGAAGUUUGAUGAGAUAGGUGAUAGGGUUGAAAAAGGUGAGCUUGAGGUUGAAGAAGGUUAUGCAUUGUUCAAGGAGUUUGAAGACCAGAUGGUCUUGGAAUGUGCUAAGUUAAUGGAGGCAGAGGCAGAGGCUUCCCAGUUUGACAAGGAUGUUGUGCCUGAUAACAAUAAGGACCUGGAUGACCCACCAGGUGAGGGGCCAAUACUUAGGUGGCAAACAAGAGUGGUCUUUGCUCCUGGUGGUGAUGCAUGGCAUCCGAAAAAUAGAAAAGUCAAGUUGUCUGUUACAGUUAAAGAGCUUGGACUUUCCAAGCAUCAAUUUUUGCGACUGAGAGAAUUGGUUGGAAAGCGAUACAAUCCUGGGAAAGAUGAACUUACCAUAACCAGUGAAAGGUUUGAACAUCGGGAAGAGAAUAGAAAGGAUUGCCUCAGAACUCUAUUUUCUAUAAUCGAGGAGGCUGGAAAAGCUAGGCAACUGGUGGAGGAUGCUCGAACUGCAGCGGUCAAAGAGAGGCUUAAAGCUAAUCCAAAGUUCAUGGAAAGGUUACAAGCCAAGAAGCAAGUCACAGGAUCAAGUUCACUAACUGCAUGACAAGAACUAUGGCAUUCAGAUUGCUUUCUUGAAAAAUGACGCUUAAGCAUCCGAUGAUCACUCAUCUUUUUAAAGGUUUGCCUCAUUUUCCAUUUUCAAAAGGGUAUUUUGCGCGGAUGAAGCUGUUGCCAACAUGCUUUGCAAAAGAUGCUGUUCUGUUGCUUGUUCUAGCUGUUUAGAGAAUGAGAAAAGGUGGAAUCGGUACAAAAUGAUAUAACUCAGAUCAGUCCAGAAUAUCUUUUAUCAAUAAAAAUCUUACAGAUCUUUGUUUUACAGAAAAUCAAUGAAGAUAAUUUCAUCUGAUUGUCGAAUGUGAGCCUUGUUGAUUUCUUUGGCUCUGUUCUUGUGUCCUCGUAUGCAUUGGAUUUUUAGAUUUUCCAUGCUCCCUGGCAGUUCAAUUGCAUCAUUUUCUAAUUACCAUAA